GAUCAUUUUUCGAGCGGUGACGGACAUGCUGGCCAAAUCCGUCGCGGCGCGCGUGGGCAAGGUGUCGCCCGCGUCGAGCCUUCUUCUCGUAUGCGACAUCCAAGAGAUCUUCCGCAACCGCAUCUAUGAGAUGCCCUCUGUCAUCCAUGCUUCCAACACCCUGGUGCAAGCGGCCAAGACGUUGCAUAUUCCGACAAUUGCCACGACUCAGUACGCUGCUCGCUUUGGGGAGACUGUGCCGGAGAUUCAGCUCGGUCCUGAUGCCAAGACCUUUGACAAGACGCUCUUCUCGAUGCUCACGGAUGACGUGCGUGGGGAAGUGGACGCUGUAAAGCCCAAGUCGGUCAUUCUGUGUGGGAUCGAAGCGCACGUGUGUGUGUUGCAGACGUGCUUGGACCUCGUCGAACAGGGCUACGACGUGCACGUGCCCGUGGAUGCUGUCAGCAGUAGCACUGCCUUGCUUCGGUCAACAGCGUUGACGCGCCUCCAGCAGUCUGGAGUGUACUUGACGAGCGUGGAAAGUAUUGUGUUUCAGCUCGUUGGGGACUCCAAGCACCCCGACUUCCGCGCGAUUUCGAGCCUCAUCAAGCAGCACAGCGCGUGUCCGACGGCAUUCCAUUGACCGCCCCCGUACUUUCAAGAUGCAUCCGUCACACUGUAGACUACCGAACCCGUUUGGUUAAUGCAUGCGUGCUCCAUCGGGCAUUGACCCGUUCAGCUUGAUGUCCGCUUUUGCAGUCGUG
Molecule: messenger RNA, 743 nt
Organism: Aphanomyces invadans
Lineage: Eukaryota; Oomycota; Saprolegniomycetes; Saprolegniales; Verrucalvaceae
Exons: 3
Coding region: 26-622 (198 amino acids)
Source: RefSeq, a predicted model, not a curated record